This is a messenger RNA of Morchella importuna, 1728 nucleotides long. RefSeq lists its product as uncharacterized. Gene Ontology annotation, molecular function: 2 iron, 2 sulfur cluster binding; oxidoreductase activity. Gene Ontology annotation, cellular component: cytoplasm. The transcript has 4 exons. Bases 1 to 1728 code for a protein of 575 amino acids. Lineage: Eukaryota; Fungi; Ascomycota; Pezizomycetes; Pezizales; Morchellaceae. The record is from RefSeq and is a predicted model, not a curated record.
AUGUUUGCCCUACGCCGCACCGCUGCCAGAUCACUCAACAUUCGGCACACCCUCUUCACUACACGGAAAUUCUCCCCCAGAGUCGCUCAAGUCACGUCGGCCUAUAUCACCACUACUAGAGGCUUCGCAAAGCACGCAACUAUGAUUGAUGAUCAAAAAUCAAUGAGAGAUAACUAUGGCAUGGACCAUACCUCGGGCUAUAAGCAGCCUGUAUGGAUCGCCACUGAGCCUUACAGCAAAUUUCCAGAGUUUCCAAAGUUAGACAAGAAUCUCAGUACUGAGGUUCUGAUUGUUGGUGCUGGAAUUGCUGGUAUAAGUGCGGCAUAUGAGUGUGUUAAGAGGGGAAAGUCAGUCACCCUCAUUGAUGCACGAGCCGUUCUGUCUGGGGAGACCGGAAGGACUUCCGGACAUCUUAGCAGUGCCUUGGAUGACAAUUACUACGAGUUGAUCAAAACAUUCGGCGAAGACGGUGCCAAAAAGGCUUUUGAUUCCCACCAGUACGCACUUGAGCAUAUCGGUGAAGUCGCAGCUGCAGAAGGCAUCGACUGCGAGUACCGAACGCUCCCCGGGUACCAGAUUGUCGAAGUACCGGACAGCCACCCCGACUACUCCUCCAAGAACGAUCUCCCACAAGAGCUCGAGGCCUGUAAAAAGCUCGGGAUCAACGUAAACUACAAUGAGAAAGGCAGCAUAGGUGAGGCCUACACCGGGGCCGUCCUCGAGUGGCCUAAGCAGGCGACCUUCCACCCUACAAAGUACCUGAACGGAAUCCUGAAAUCAUUAUCAACCAAGCACAAGGGUCUGUUCCAGGCAUACUCCCACACCCGUAUGUCAAAGCAUAAGGACAGUGGAAGUGGCGUCACAGUAACCACUGAAGGCGGCCAUGAGAUCGACGCAAAACACAUGAUCAUGGCCACCAAUGUCCCGCUACACAUGCUCGAGGUCAUCGACAAAGAAGCCUUUUAUCGCACGUACUGCGUUGCCAUGAGGGCACCCAAGGGCGCCUACAAAGACAUUCUCAUCUACGACAACGGCGACCCCUACGUCUACGUCAAGAAGACAGCCCACCCGGAUCCAAAGUACGAGUACAUCAUCACCGGAGGCGAAGACCACAAAGUCGGGCAGGAAAGCACCGAAGGGUACGAGGCCCACUAUAAAAAACUUGCAGACUGGACACGCGCACAUUUCCCCUUUGUGGAGGACGUGGAGUUCAAGUGGUCCGGCCAGAUCGUGGAGCCGAACGACUACAUGGCGUACAUCGGGCAUAACACUGGCUCCGACAGGGACGUUUACAUCAACACCGGUGAUUCCGGAAACGGCCUCACACAUGGUCCCUCGAGAAAGCCGAAGCCGAGAACUAUUCCCGAUGUCAUUAGCGAGAACCUUAACCAGAACUUGCAGUACAAGAGGUACAUCGCAUCGGACGUAUCAGACAUUGAGGAGAUCCCCCCAUGCUCGGGUGCGGUCAUGCAUGGCGGAUUGUCGAAGCUCGGAAAGCCGAUCGCGGUGUACAAGGAUGGCGAGGGCAAUGUCACCAAGUUUUCGGCGAUAUGUCCCCAUUUGCGUGGUGUGGUUGCGUGGAAUGCGUCGGAGAAGAGUUGGGACUGUCCAGUUCAUGGAUCUAGGUUUGAUGGACUUACUGGAAAGUGUGUUAUGGGACCGUCGAACAGAGGACUUGCGGCGGAGGAUGAGGCGGCAAAGCAGGCACAGAGUGGGACUUCGGGCUAA